Messenger RNA from Exophiala oligosperma, 1423 nucleotides. RefSeq lists its product as uncharacterized. The transcript is spliced from 2 exons. The record is from RefSeq and is a predicted model, not a curated record. Lineage: Eukaryota; Fungi; Ascomycota; Eurotiomycetes; Chaetothyriales; Herpotrichiellaceae. The coding region runs from base 396 to 1223 and encodes 275 amino acids.
UGCCCUCUCGAUUUUGCCCUUUGACAUCAGCACUCCCGCCAUCAUUUCCCAAUUCAGGUUCUAAUUCUCCUCAACCAUACUGUACGGACGUAGGAGAACUUUGCGUGGAACCGUAAUAAUCGAGCGGAAAAUUACUAAAGUCCGCGCUCAGUCCGGUUUUGACUGGGGGAAUGGACUCCAAAUCUCUGGGAAAUAUUUUUAAUGAGGCAUUUCUCAUGUGUUUUGUUAACCCAUCCUUUCUCACGGGCAGACUACUCUGUAACAGCUGGCUUGCUGAAGAGAGAGCAGGUUCCAGUGGCGCACAUAAAGCCUAGAAACCUGACCUGCAAGCAAAGUCUCGACACUAAUAAGCAGAUAGGUCUAGGUCUCAGAUACCAUCCGCUUCAACUGUCUCGAUGGAUUUUCUGCGUCGCCUCGUGCCGAACUCUUCAUGGGGUUCUGGUCGGGGUUGGAUCUCGAUUACUGUCGCAGGGGGCUCGCUCGCCGUGGUAAAAGGCAUCAUCUGGUGUAUACUCGACUAUAAAAGAUUUCUGGCUCUUGGUCCGGGUGGCCCUCCCUACAACGUCUUUGGAUGGGCUGUCAUUACUUUUUUGAUUCGCCCAUUCACUUUGGCCAAGCAAUAUACUACAUGGACUGGGGAUUACCUAGGAGAUGAUGCCCACGAGGAAAUCAAAGCCCUCCCACCUAGAAGUGGCAAAAGGCCAACUUGUGACGGGAUUGGCCCACACAGGCAGCUAUCUCAAAACGCACCUGAACAUGUCAAAGAGUCCAUCCGAACUCUGUUCGCCAACGCCGCUAUUCAGAACCCAACUUUCUUGGAGACCCGAACUUCUGGAUACGAACGCCGUAAUAGUGCUUUGUUCACUACGAAGGAUUUCCUGAAUCGACAUAACCGAGCUCAGGGUGCGUCAAGAUUGCCAGAGGCGGUGUUCCUUGCUCGUGGGGAAAUCGGACAUGCGCAUGAGGAUACGUCUAGCCACCUUUACGUUUCGCGAGGUGAUGCUCGCAUACUAAUCGAGAAGGGAUGGGCUGAGCGACAUCGACUGGCUGUCCCAAGACACUACUUGGUGAAAAACAUUUUGGGUGUUGCAGAUACUUACUUAAUUAUCUACGCACCCCGGGACGAGACCGAAAUGGUUGCUUUAGAAGUAAUGCUAAGGCGCAGUAUCACCUUUAUGACAGGGCAGGAAAUCGAUCCGAUCGAGUGGAAGGUUGUCAUAUAGGUCAUGUGAGCUAGCACUUUGUUGAGUAAUGUCCACACACGUAUUGGAUCUCUUCCAUUGAGCAGGGGACAACUCUAAUAUGCAAUGGAAUGUUGUUUACUUUAAAUACUUCAUAUCUUUUUACUGAUUGCCGGCCGCCUUGUCGGUCACCAAAUGCGGUAUUCACGCAAUGUAUAACCACGGCUAACUGUAUUAUGAUC